This is a messenger RNA of Aspergillus glaucus CBS 516.65, 246 nucleotides long. RefSeq lists its product as uncharacterized. Bases 1 to 246 code for a protein of 81 amino acids. Lineage: Eukaryota; Fungi; Ascomycota; Eurotiomycetes; Eurotiales; Aspergillaceae. The record is from RefSeq and is a predicted model, not a curated record. The transcript has 3 exons.
AUGGACUACAAAAGCGGCUACAACACCACCGGCACUGGCACCAACAGCCAGGGCAACCACUACUGCAACCGCGACUAUGGCAAUGGCGCCAACAGCUACCACUAUUCCAACACGUUACCUUCCUUCCCUGUUCUUGCUUCGACCAACGGCUCCUACUACUACUCCAACCCUGAUGGCAGCAAGUACUAUAACAACGGCCAGGGCUCUUCGGUUUAUACCCCACCCAGCGAACCGGCGAAGAAGUGA